Messenger RNA from Colletotrichum acutatum, 1446 nucleotides. RefSeq names its product fluconazole resistance protein. The transcript has 4 exons. Gene Ontology annotation, biological process: transmembrane transport. Gene Ontology annotation, cellular component: plasma membrane. Gene Ontology annotation, molecular function: transmembrane transporter activity. Bases 1 to 1446 code for a protein of 481 amino acids. Lineage: Eukaryota; Fungi; Ascomycota; Sordariomycetes; Glomerellales; Glomerellaceae. The record is from RefSeq and is a predicted model, not a curated record.
AUGGUUCCUAGUGAUGCCACAGACGACAGCGAUACUGCAAUGGUGAAUUCUAACUUAGUUGACUGGGAUGGACCAGGCGAUCCAGAAAAUCCGAUGAAUUGGUCAAAGAGCAAGAAGGCUCUAUUCAUCGCAACACUUGGGUACAUCUCAACCCUCAGCCCUCUAGCGUCAUCGAUUGCGGCCCCGGGAAUCGCUUCCAUCAAGUCAGAUUUCAACGUCACGGACACGUACGUCGGGGCGUUCAUGAUAUCAGGAUUUCUCAUCGGCUACUGCUGCGGCCCAUUAGUUAUUGCACCGCUUUCAGAGAUGUACGGUCGUUAUGUUCUAUACAACGCUGGCAGUCUCUUAUUUCUCAUUUUCAACGUCGCAUGCUCCGUGGCACCCAACUCGGGCCGCAUGAUUGCGUUUCGCAUCUUUGCUGGCAUAGGCGGAUCUGCCCCGUUGACACUUGGGGCUGCGUCGCUGGCAGACACAGUUCCGAGAGAGAAAAGAGGAGUUGCCAUGAUGGUCUGGACUCUGGGGCCGAUGGUGGGCCCAACCAUUGGGCCCAUUGCAGGAGGGUAUUUAUCAGAAACGAUAGGAUGGCGAUGGUCUUUUCGAGUGGUGUCUGUUGCGGCUGGCGUAGCUGCCAUUGGCACGGCAUUCUGCAUGCCAGAAUCCUACGCCCUCACACUUCUCGAGCGAAAGGCACGACGACUUCGCCUACAGACCGGAAACCCACACCUCGAAUCUGUUCAAGCCCCCCACCGCAAGCCAAAAGACCUCUUCAUGUUCUCUAUUCUUCGACCGGCGAAGAUGAUGUUUCUCUCGCCUAUCGUCUUCUGCCUUUCAGUUUAUAUGGCCAUCCUCUACGGCUACCUCUACCUGCUUUUCACAACCUUCCCCCAGGUUUUCAAGCAACAGUAUGGAUUCUCUCAAGGGUCAGCGGGAUUGGCGUACAUCGGCAUCGGUGUAGGCUCAGUGAUCGGACUCCUAUUUUCUGGCCUAGUGUCAGACAGACUUGUGCUGAAGUUGUCACUCAGAAAUGGCGGGCAGUUUCAACCGGAAUAUCGUCUGCCUCCCAUGCUUAUUGGCGCUAUCCUGGUCCCCAUAGGACUGUUCUGGUAUGGCUGGACUACAGAAAAACAGCUUCAAUGGAUGCUACCUAUCAUGGGAACAGCCAUCCUAGGAUGUGGGAUUGUUAUAGUCCUGAUGUCGAUCUCGACUUAUCUUGUUGACGCAUUUACGACAUACGCUGCAUCAGCCAUGGCAGCCAGCACAGUCACCAGGUCAUUGUUAGGCGCAUUCUUGCCCCUGGCUGGUGACCGGUUGUACCAGAGCCUAGGGCUCGGAUGGGGAAACUCACUCCUCGGCUUCAUCGCUUUUGCCAUGAUCCCAAUCCCCUUAGUUUUCUACAAAUACGGUCAAGUCAUCAGGCAAAUGAAACUCUUCAAGACUGAGUUCUAG